CUCUCCUAAACACGCCCUCAUCAGUAUAUUCUGCUUUAAAAAUUAAAGAUUAAAGGCGGGGUCUGCAGGGGCGGAGCAAGAAAGCUCCGCAGUGAGCUCCACGCCCCGGAGGCUGGGAUCGGGUUCAUCUAGGGCGCGCCCCGCCGAACUCCCACGCCGAGCGCGCGCGCACCGCUUGAACCUUCGGCUCUUGGCGCUAAAGGGAUUUUAAGCAGUUGAAGCCCGAAGCCCAGACUAAACUGUGCAGGAUUGGCACCACUUUUCUGUUUGGUGAUCUCCAGCAUAGAUGGAGCGUCUACAGGCAGAAACUUUAAUGGACGACAUUUGCAGUAACCGGCUUCAAAUGUUAAAAGGAAAGCGGAGAAUCCGCGGCCGAAGCUAAGCGCUUCGCACCACUGUUCGUCCUCCCCGCUCUCUCCUUCUAGGCCACCAUGUCUGCAGGCGAUGGCACCGCGUCGGGGUCAGCGGUCGGGGAGGAGGUCUGGGCGGGAUCGGGAGUGGAGGUGGAGGGCUCAGAGCUGCCCACCUUCUCAGCCGCAGCCAAAGUCCGAGUAGGAGUGACCAUUGUGCUCUUUUUUUCUUCUGCUGGAGGAAACCUGGCCGUGCUGUGGACAGUGACACGCCCGCAACCUAACCAGCUCCGUUCCUCUCCCGUCCGGCGACUUUUCGCCCACUUAGCAGCUGCGGAUUUACUGGUCACUUUUGUGGUUAUGCCCUUAGAUGCUACUUGGAAUAUUACUGUUCAGUGGCUGGCUGGGGACAUCGCGUGUCGAACACUCAUGUUCCUGAAACUAGUGGCCAUGUACGGUGCAGCUUUCCUGCCAGUGGUCAUCGGGCUCGACCGCCAGGCAGCAGUACUCGAACCACUUGGACCCCGCUCAGGUGGAAGGAAAGUUCUGGGGGUGGCCUGGGGUCUUAGUGUCCUGCUCGCCUUGCCCCAGCUGUUCCUGUUCCAUACUGUCCGUCGAGCUGGCCCAGUCCCUUUCACUCAGUGUGUCACCAAAGGCAGCUUCAAGGCUCGAUGGCAAGAGACCACCUAUAACCUCUUCACCUUCUGCUGCCUCUUUCUGCUGCCACUGACUGCCAUGGCCUUCUGCUAUAGCCGCAUUGUCCUCAGUGUGUCCGGUCCCCCGCCCAGUAAGAGGAGCCAAGCCCCUGCCGGUGAAUUUAACCUCUGGCGCUCCUUAGACACUCGCCCCCGAGUUCGUCUUCGGGCCCUGCGCCUGGCCCUCCUUAUCUUGCUGACCUUCGUGCUCUGCUGGACACCUUAUUACUUACUGGGUCUGUGGUACUGGUUCUCCCCCACCAUGCUGAGUGAAGUCCCUCCCAGCCUUAGCCACAUCCUUUUCCUCUUUGGCCUCCUCAACGCUCCUCUGGAUCCUCUACUCUAUGGGGCUUUCACCCUUGGCUGCCGAAGAGGGCACCAAGAACUCAGUUCCAACUGCUCUGGGAAAGGAGCGUCUGGGAGGACGUCCCGACAGGAGAGUCAAGCCCCCAGGCAGCUAGAAGUACAAACAAAUGUGACACGCAGAGAAGGAGAAACACAAGAGACAUUCCUGUAACAUCCAUCUGCUCACAACACGGUACGGGUACACAGACUAUUCUCUAACAUCCUAAGAACAUCUGUUAACCUUGCU
Molecule: messenger RNA, 1637 nt
Organism: Fukomys damarensis (Damara mole-rat)
Lineage: Eukaryota; Metazoa; Chordata; Mammalia; Rodentia; Bathyergidae
Product: gonadotropin-releasing hormone II receptor
Exons: 3
Coding region: 432-1562 (376 amino acids)
Biological process (GO): G protein-coupled receptor signaling pathway
Cellular component (GO): membrane
Molecular function (GO): gonadotropin-releasing hormone receptor activity; peptide binding
Source: RefSeq, a predicted model, not a curated record